Monomorium pharaonis (pharaoh ant) is the source of this 4427-nucleotide messenger RNA. Its product is annotated as sodium-coupled monocarboxylate transporter 2. Lineage: Eukaryota; Metazoa; Arthropoda; Insecta; Hymenoptera; Formicidae. The transcript has 7 exons. The coding region runs from base 1674 to 3656 and encodes 660 amino acids. Gene Ontology annotation, molecular function: symporter activity. The record is from RefSeq and is a predicted model, not a curated record. Gene Ontology annotation, cellular component: membrane. Gene Ontology annotation, biological process: sodium ion transport; transmembrane transport.
UAUUUGUUCUCGCACGGGUAGAUAUAAUUCCUGCCGAAGAAAAAUUGUUCUCCAAACAAUUUCUAACAAUUGUCGCUAUUCGCUCAACCGUACAAAUAAAUCCCUUUUGAAAAUAUAGAUUGAUCAUGCGAGCGUAUCAUUGCUUUCAUAUUAAUUCAUUGUAUUCAUGCAAUGUGUAAAGUCAGCAGUUAAUUAAAUUAAUUAUAACAUCAACAAUUUUUAAAUUUCAUUAAAUGUAAAAUAUACAUAAAUUAAAUUAAUAACAUUAAAUAUAUACGUAGAUAUCAUAAAUUAAUAUAGUAAAGCAGGUGAUUUUUUUAUUAGAUUUUAUAUGAAAAUAUAAAAAUGUCAUCAGUCUCGUGAAAACUGAGUCAUUACAGAUAUGCGAUCUGUAAAAAUAGCAACAUAUGACUGAUAAGUAUUUAUUGACGUAAUACAAUUUCUGAAAAGCAAAAUUAUCUGUUAUAUAUAAAUAUAAUUUAACUUUCGAUAUUGUUAAUCUAUCAAUCAACCGUUCUGCAUUUGAUGUCAUUAAUAGAUGCGCGCUAGCCACGGUAACGACUGACUGAUACUUUUUAAAUGUAGCAGUCGUACUGUGUGGACUUCCCAGUAUUACGUCGGCAACUGACCACGUCGGAUGGACUGCGGAUUCACUUUGGAAUCGGAAUUCAGUUGAUCUGCGAAAUGAAACACACGAAACUUCGAGUGCUGUGAAUGAACUGGUGAAUGUCGUAUAGUGAUUGACUGAUGACCAUAGAUUUUCUACAAUGUCUUAUCUUCCAUCUCGAUUAGGAAAUUGAUCGAAUUCACUUGGCCAGAGAACGUGGAAGCCCUUCAUAAUUUUACAUCGAUAGGCAGUCAAUCGGGAAGCCGACAUCUGCAUGUCCAUAAGUGCUGCUGAAUCAUCCGAAAUUUAUCAUCGUCGUGACAAAAUAAUGUAAUGCUGUACGAAAUAAUGCUUAUGUAAUAAUAGUAUUAUCAGGCAAAGUGAAAGGAACGCGUACCAACCUUGACAAACAACAUAUUCAGAAUGCGAAUAACGCAGAUAUUCCACUCAACAUCAACAAACAUGCGACAUUACAGUACAGACCGAUGGAGCGUAUACGUCAGCGAACCGAAACGACGAUCGAUUCUCCGUUCAGACGAAAUGUAAAUCGUCAGUCCUGCCGAAUAGAGGACACUUCGUGUUGGUUGAAAGUCUGGUACAAUACUUCUCUCAUGUUCCGUUAUUCAACGAUAUACAAUAUGUUCGCCGUAUGGCAUAGAUACUAUGCGACCGAUUGACUUUCAUGAACACGUCAAUCAUGGCGUGCGACUCAUGUAACAUCGUCGUGCGAGCACUCGCGCGAUAUGCGACGGCAAUAAAAAUAUCCGCGGAAAACUGUGGUUAUGGCACUUAAUUGUGCACUGUUCUGAGAAACUUGCAGCACCGAUCACGCUAAUCAAUAGACCGGGAUAUAUUAUUGGCGAGAUGAUCAAGGAAAGAUUUACAUAACGCAGGCUAUAAACUUUCUGUUUUGCGACAAUUUAUCCGCUUAUUCACGAACUCUGCAAAGACGUAAUUUGGAAAAACCAACGCUCGAUGCUUCACGGAAAUGGAUAUAUAAAGCACCAUAAAAACAUCCGACGAACCUCGAUCACGGAAGAAAUCCCGAAAUAGCUGCGGAUCCAGAAUGACGACCCAUAUCACAUCGAUGGUGGUGGACUAUCUGGUGUUUAUCGGAUUCAUUGUGGUUUCCUUCGUGAUACCGCUAUGGGGAAACUUUAAAACGAAGAAAAAGGAGACAAAGGCAAAUUAUGUCUUCGCCACUGGCAGUGUAUCAAUGGGCAUGAUGAUGCUAUCAAUCGCACGUGGAACUCUCGGCGUCAGAUCCUUCCUUGGUUAUCCUUCGGAGCUAUAUUACCGAGGUAGCGCUAUGUGGGAGACUCUGUACGGAAUGCUGCUGGCGUAUCCCAUCGUCUGUUUCAUCUUCGUACCCGUUUACUACAGCCUCGGUAUCACGUCGGUCUACCAAUACUUGGACAUGAGGUUCAAGUCAAAACUAGUCAGAUGUUUGGCGAGUUUCUCUUAUGUCAUCCGGAGUCUGCUGAACUUGGCGGUCACGGUAUUCACCCCUUGCGUCGCACUGAAAGCAGUAAUAGGGCUUCCGUACUGGGCUAGCAUCGUGGGAAUAACGACUAUUUCUGUGGUUUUCACGAUCAUAGGAGGUUUAAAAGCUGCUAUUCUAUCAGAUGUUAUACAAGGUCUAGCGAUGAUUGGUGUAUCUAUGGUGAUCAUCAUACAGGGAAUUAUCAACGUUGGCGGACCAGCUAACGUUCUCAACGUAACUUACGAACGAGGACGAUUGGAUUUCUUCAACUUUGAUAUGGAUCCGACUCUUCGAGUAACGACAAUGUCGGCGACAUUAGGUCAACUCUUCAUGAGUUUAUCAAUUUUCGGAUGUCAACAGAAUUUUGUUCAAAGAUAUUGCAGUAUGUCCAGCCAAAGAAAAGUUGUCAAGACAAUGAUGGCCAACAUGCCUAUUAUCGUGGUCUUGUUCUCGUUAUCUUGGAUCGUUGGAAUGGUGAUUUUUGCUAAUUAUGCUGACUGUGAUCCACUUAGUCUGGGCUAUAUUUCCAAGAUCGACGAGAUUGUACCGUUCUAUGUCGAAGACAAAUUCUCCAACGUACCGGGAAUGCUUGGUCUGGUAAUGGCAACUCUCUUCAAUAGCGCCCUGACUUUAAUGGUAUCGAAUCUCAAUUCUCUCGCGACAGUGACUUUCGAAGAUUUCUUGAGUCACAUACCUGCGAUGAGUGAUUUGAAAGACACGCAGCAGCUUUACGCAAUCAAAAUAAUUGGUGUUAUCUACGGUUUGCUAAUAAUUGGCAUUAGUUUUUUGGUGGCCAUGUUAUCUGGCAUAAUAGAAUCUUCUAUGCUGAUGACGUCAGCGACAUCUGGACCUCUUCUCGGUGUAUUCCUCCUCGCCAUGCUGAUACCUUGUGCCAAUUGGAAAGGUGCCGCCGCUGGGAUGAUUUUUAGUCAUAUAACGACAAUGUGGAUCACCUUCGGUCACCUCCAACUGGGCACAGUGAUCGAGACGUUAACUCUGUCGACAGAAAAUUGCCAUAACGAGACGUUUUCCUCAUGGGUUACCAAACCGAUUAGUCUGGAUUAUUUCACACCGAACGUUUCCAGUUGGAUGACAAUUCAGGAAAACGUUACGCCGUCGUCUGCUAUCGACGAGAUCAAGAAAUCAUCUGAUCCUUUAAAUGUUCUUUAUGGAAUCACCUAUAUGUAUUACGCUUUUAUUGGUAGCAUAACAACGGUUGGCGUUGGUAUCAUCGUAAGUUUAAUUACGGCCGAUGCCGAAGAUGAUAAGUACCAGGAGCACUUGCUGCAUCCUAUAGCACGAAAGAUAGCGGGAUUAUUUCCCGGAAAGCGAAGGCUUUACGCCACUAAUAUUCAUCUUGGAAAUAAAAAUGAUACGGACAUUACAAACGUCACUAUUUCCUCGGUGAUAUCUAUUCCCGAUAGUUUUGAGAAGACUUCUUCUCAAGGAUGCAUUAAUGAUAAGGGAAAGAUACACCUACAUGAUGGAUAUAUAGAGAAAUUAAACGCGCUAAAGAACGUUUCCCUCGAUGUAACCAAUGAAAUCGGUAAACAUACUAAAUUGUAACACCACAAUGCAAAUUCGCAAAUAUUACUCACUCACGCAUUAUUCGCAAUAUUACUGUUAGAUCGAAAAUCUCAAUAGAGAAGCGAGAGUAGAGAAAUACUGUGAUCAACUGAGCAAACGAACGUAUACACGUGGUAUAUGUGCAUAUAUGUUAAUGCCAAAUUUUAUUAUCCGAACAUAGUACACGUGGGUUUGUGACCUGUGCGCGUGAAAUGUAAUUACGCAUAAGCAAAGUUUCCCUCGAUUACGGUGCUCGAGCUACACUCACAGCUCAAAAUAUCGCUCAAAUGAAGGCAAUUCAGAGACGCAAUUCAUGAAAACUUCUAACUUGCGUGCCAAUUAGAGUUAACUAUAAAACAUGCGUGACGUUGUAAGCUGUAUUUAGACAUGAACACGAUUUACUAGAAAGAUUGUCAAGUACACAUGCUUUUGCUGAAUGGAAUUCACGUCACUGCUUGUAAACGAAUGAUUUCUGAAGCUGAGUGAAGAAACUAUAGAAAUAGAAAUCGGCUUAAUUACUGCUAGGAGCAAUUAGUAAAGAAAUCAUGUUUAGAAUAAUAAAAAAUGUGGAUACAUAAUUCUGUAUUUGAUUACAGAUAAUGGAAAAUUAACGAUUAAAUCGAUCGAUAAAGCAAUUUUUUUUGCUACUUUUAUUGCACGUAAUAUUUCGAUUAUACAGUCGAAAUAUAUUUUUUAAUAUAUUCUUGAUAUUUCGCUUUUUUAAUUAUAUUCAAUACAAGGAUUAAUUUUUUGAAUAUUAUUUAUCCGUCA